AUGCCCGCGACGCGGGAAAGUCACAUCCGCGCCUAUGUGCACUUCAGGCAGCCGACGGUGUACGCAGGCGACGAAUUGGAGUGCAUCAUCGACUUCCGAAACAUAGCGCGUCCCGUGGGGACAGAAAGAGCAGACAUAUCCAAUGGAGGAGCAUUGAAGGACAGGACAAUAUCGCAUAGUCGACAGUCCUCAUUUGCGCCGAGGAUAGUGUCAAGGGCACCUUCGACGGCGGCAAGCACUCAAGGCGGACUACGCGGCAAUGGACAUCGCCCGACGCUGUCGCUCAACGUCGUCAGUGGCUCUUCGCGCGGCGGCAAUGGCACCCACUCUCAGAGUAACAGCAUCUCGCACCCGGGCAUGCUUGGGGGCAGUGGCAAUGGCAGGCCGGCGAGAGGUCAUGGAAGGUCUCUCUCCAUCAUGUCGCUGGGCAGCGAGGCCAUUAGCGAAGGACGGGCACCCAUGCUGGCCGCGAUGCCCGGCCAGAGACCUGUCAGAGCACAUACGCGCAGUGCCAGUCUGCAGCAUCCCCCAAAGAUCUCGGGCCCUUCUCCGGUGGGUCCUGGAAUACCAUCACAGCGACAUCCAUCGCCGCUCUACGAGACCACCACUCCGCCGGCGCUGCCCGAACUCCCCAGUCACCAACUACCCGCUCGUCCGGCACUUCGCAGGCCUGGGACAGUGUCUGCCGGUAGCACGCCGCAGCCGGUAAGACAGCCGAGCAUUCACGUGCGSAAUCCGUCCAAGUCGGACUCGAAUAUGAGCAGCUUCAAGUUUCCGCCGGAGAAUGAGAGCGCCGCACCCGAAGCAGAUGCCCGUCCCAAGAUCGCGCGGACGCCAUCAACAAUGCAUUCUGGCAAGAGGCGAUCUCACUCUCCUCGGCCACCUGAGAACUGGGCGAACACAGCCAGCAACCUGAAUCCACUUUCGCGUGUCAUGACAGAGUCCUCAAACGACGGCACACCUCGAACUAGCAGCGAACUGUACUCGGCAAGUAAUCACAGCAAUGAAACGUUGACCUCGGAGGUCCCGCAUCAGCAGCAGCAAUUUGGGAGACUGUUGCCCAAGUUCAAUCACUCCAGACAGGCGUCGCGGGCGUUGAAGGACGGGCCUGCAGAACCAGAGACGUUGAUGAUGGCGUAUGCGCAGACUAUGGGGCAUUUCACACUGGAUGGCAGUCUCGUCAAUGCAGCUCCAUUCGAGGAAGUCAAGCGAAAGGGUGUUCAGGGUAGGGGAGGCGUCGUCGGUGUUGAGCGCCCGAAACGUGCGUCGGGCCUCUUCGGCGCCCUGAGUUGGGGAAACAUAGGCGAAUCACUCGGUGGACUCCUUGGUGGUGAUGAAAUGAGCUCAAUGGCACAGAUGAAGGCCAGCGCUGGAUCCAAGACAAUCCCACUUUUAUCAACACCCCAAAGUCUGCUCUUCGUCGAUCUAAGACUUGCCCCUGGCGAGAGGAAGAGCUACAGCUACCGUUUUUCGCUCCCCCGUGGGCUUCCUCCCAGUCACAAAGGAAGGGCGAUCAAGGUGACCUACCACUUGUCCAUUGGCGUUCAAAGGCCUGAAGGUCAGGUCGUCAAGCGUGUGGAGAUACCUUUCCGUGUGUUGGGGAGUUAUGACUCUCGUGGCGAUGCGUUGGGUCACGAUCUCAUGUCACCAUAUGUUCUGUUGCAAGACGCCGCUAGGACUAGCGUGGUGAGACCGGAUGUAAAAACUCCAAACAACUUUCCACACUUCRCCGCAAAAGAAGAUGCAAACCAGAAAACCCCAAAAGAGGGUCUGGAAGACUUUUUGCGUUACACCGAGAGACUGAUGGAGGCGCCGGUGGACGUUCAUGGUGCACUUCUCUCGCCAACGUCCCCAUCGAUGCCCCCAUCUUUAACCCUGUCGAGACAGCAAAGCUUUUCAGAGCAAUCACCAGGAAACAUCAGGGAGGCCAUAGAUUUUGCCAUCCUGCGGUCCAACUUUGCAACUCCCUCUGGCGAGUCUGGCAAUUCCGACUCACAAAGUUCCAAUCGCUUUAACAUCACCCGCUCAGGCCAUCCCGUCGCGGUUUUGACCAUUCUGCGACCUGCAUACCGACUGGGCGAGGCAGUGACGGGUACGAUCAACUUCACAGCGCCCGAUGAAUCCUCUAAUGGCCAACGCCAAGCCCCGAGCUACGCUGUAUUGGUGGAGUUGGAAUCUGCAGAGCACGUUGAUCCAUCUCUGGCCCUUCGAAGCAGUACCUCCAUUCACCGUGUCACGCGCAAAGUACACGCCUUACAGAGAGACAACUCGUUGUUCGCCCGCCAACUCAGCUUCAACCYUGUAGUGCCGUCUAGCGCCUCGCCUUCCUUCGAGACGACGGGGGUGAGUCUAGCGUGGCGGCUCAAGAUUGAGUUCACAACUCAGCGACAUGUCUCCGGCCAAAGCAGUGACUUGAAUGGGGCUGGCGGAGAGCUCAUGGAAGAGGUUGCGCGUGAUGAGAGAGGUACCACACGCAUUGCGAAGGAGCGUUUGGCUGCGGACACAUUUGAGAUAGCCGUUCCGAUCAAGGUUUACGGUGCUUUGGGCAUGGACUCCUUGUGUACAGAGAGCGACGAAUUGCUUGUAUAG
Molecule: messenger RNA, 2589 nt
Organism: Ramularia collo-cygni
Lineage: Eukaryota; Fungi; Ascomycota; Dothideomycetes; Mycosphaerellales; Mycosphaerellaceae
Product: related to RGP1 Reduced growth phenotype protein
Exons: 1
Coding region: 1-2589 (862 amino acids)
Biological process (GO): retrograde transport, endosome to Golgi
Cellular component (GO): Golgi membrane; Ric1-Rgp1 guanyl-nucleotide exchange factor complex
Source: RefSeq, a predicted model, not a curated record